AUGGCGACACUCCAAGAUGCAGUCGCAGCUCCACCUCCAGCCAACCCUGACGACAUCCUCGCCGGGUUUGAUGCCGUCCCACUCUUCAUGAAGAGCCUCCCAGAAGAGCUCGGCGGCACCGCCAAGCAGCGCGAGAUCAAGGAGGGCGAGACCAACCCGUCCGACACCCUCGCCGCCCUCCAGGCUCUCGCCUACGACGGCGACCCGUCCGAGAUCGCCGAGAACUUUCGCAACCAGGGCAACGACCUGUUCAAGCGCCGCAAGUUCCGCGACGCUAUUGGCUUCUACACGCGCGCGCUCGACGAGGUCGGCAAGGACCUGUCGAUCGAGGAGCGUCGCACCCUGUGGAGCAACCGUGCUGCCGCCAACCUCGAACUCGGCAACAACGGCGCGACGCUACGCGACUGCUCGCAAGUCCUCGCGCAGACCAACGCGUCGUACCCGGACCCGCCAUCCGACGCAUCGCACCGUACGACGAUGAAGGCGCUCCUGCGCAGCGCUCGCGCCCUCUCUGCGCUCGACAAGCUCGCCGAGGCGCUCGACGCGUUGAGCCGGCUCGCGCUUCUCGAGAAGGAGCUCGGCGAGGAGGACAAGGACGUUGGCAAGAAGUGGCGCGACGAGGUCGAGAAGAAGGUCGAGGCUCGCAGGAGGCGCGAGGCUGAGAAGGCCGAGAAGGAGCGGAGGAAAACGCUCGGCGAUGCGGCGCUCGUCCUCGCCUUGACGCAACGAGGCGUCGUCUUCCCUCGACCAACGGCCAAGAAGGCGCUCUUUGCCAACUGCCCGACCGACGUGACGCCUCCACACUUCGACCCCGACAUCAUGCCCGUCGCGUCGCUCCCCUCGAUCCCUCUCGUCGCGCCGUCGCCCCUGCCCGCCGACUAUGCGCCGUGGCAGCCCGCGCCGCCCGAGACGCCGCUCGUCUUCCCCGUCUUCCUCCUCCUGCCGCUCGCGUCGCCGCCGACGCGCGACCUCAUCAUGGCGUUCCCGGAGCAGGCGACGUUCGGCGACGCGCUCGAGUCGAUGGACCAGGACCCGCAGAGCGUGCAGCUGUACCUCGCGACCCGGCGCGGGCGGGUGCUCAAGAUUGGGGCCAAGUUGACGCUCGGCAAGGUGUUGGCGGCGGCGGGCAAGGUCAAGGAGGGCGAGCAGGCGGACGGGUGGGAGCUCAAGGAAGGGUGGGCGUUCGAGAUGGUGGGCGUGCCCAAGGACGAGCGCGGCGAGGAGUGGAUCCAGGGGUGGAAGAAGGAGCCCGACUCGACCUCCCCGCACCACCACCUGCACCGCGUGGUCGCCUUCCUCCAGCCCGUGCUCGUCUGCCUUCGCCAGCCUGUUACGUCCCAGGUCCCUCACCCGCCACCGGUCACGCCUACUCCGUCGCCACCAGCACCGCCUUCGUCCCGCUCUCACGCCCUCUCGUCCUCGCCUGAGAGCCCGAAGCCGUUCAGCACACCCGCACCGACCUCUCGACUAGUCGACCGCACCCGGAUCUCGAACCCGAGCCUCGCUACCGCAACGUCUCUCGACCUGCCCUAGCCCCGCUCUCACCUUCGAGCCUCGAGUGCACCGCCUCGUCGAGCGUCAUCCUCACCGCCAACCAUGCCUCCCUCUCUUCCCACUCCUCCUCGCCCUUCCUCCCGC
Messenger RNA from Rhodotorula graminis WP1, 1638 nucleotides. RefSeq lists its product as uncharacterized. Bases 1 to 1533 code for a protein of 510 amino acids. The record is from RefSeq and is a predicted model, not a curated record. NCBI's taxonomy places the organism in Eukaryota, Fungi, Basidiomycota, Microbotryomycetes, Sporidiobolales, Sporidiobolaceae. Gene Ontology annotation, molecular function: Hsp90 protein binding. The transcript is spliced from 8 exons.